AUGGAGUUGAAAGUAUUUCCCUCCCAUCUCCGAUAUGCUUUCUUGGGGGCAAAUAACACCUUACCGGUGAUCAUUGCAGCUGACUUACUUGAAUGGCUGCUUUAUAGUGAUUGUAAGCCGAGUGUUGAACAUCAGCGGAGAUUGAACCCACCGAUGCAAGAGGUGGUGAAAAAGGAGAUAAUAAAGUGGUUGGAUGCAUGUGUGGUAUACCCUAUUGUGGAUAGCAAAUGGGUGACUGGCCACUUAUCAAGAUUAGAAGGCAAGGAAAAUGAAAAGCUGGAUAUCGACAUAAAUGAUGCCUUUCCCAAUGAACAGUCUGCAGACCAUAUCAUUAGGAAAUGUGUUCCGGAGGAAGAAGCCAUCGAAAUCCUCCAUGCUUGUCACGCUUCACCGGUUGGGGGUCAUCAUGGCAGUGUACGUACAACUGUUAAAGUCCUUCAAAGUGGUUACUACUGGCCGUCCUCUACAAAGAUGCUCAUGAGUUUGUUAAGAGAUUAUGUUUCUAAAUGGGUGGAGGCUGUUGCACUUCCGAACAAUGAAGGGAAAAGUGUUGUUCAAUUCCUAAAACGUUACAUCUUUGCUAGAUUUGGUACUCCUCGGGCUAUUAUUAGUGAUGGAGGAUCCCAUUUUUGCAACAAGUAUUUUGCAUCCGCAUUGAGCAAGUAUGGAGUGAAACACAAAGUACCACCUCCGUAUCAUCCCCAAACGAGCAGCAAAGUUGAAGUGUCAAAUCGAGAGAUCAAGAGUAUCCUAGCCAAGACGGUGAAUGCAAAUAGGACUGAUUGGUCUCGAAAGCUUGAUGAUGCUCUAUGGGCGUAUCACAUUGCAUACAAAACACCAAUUGCUCUAAAUCUGGACUGGACAAAGACUUCAAAAGAGAGAGCAGAUCAGCUAAAUGAGUUGGACGAAUUCAGGUUCAGGGCGUAUGAAAGUUCAGCUCUUUGCAAGGAAAAGAUGAAGAAGUUGCAUGAUUCUAGAAUCCUUAAGAGGGACUUCAGACUAGGAGAUCGACUCAGCCUCUUUGCGGGAAAGCUCAAAUUCAAAUGGUCAGGUCCAUUCAGAGUGCAAGUAAGUGUGAGAGGUGAAUACUCAAUUGGUGGAUCACCGAAGCUUUUCGGCGAGCUCGAUCUAGCCUGCCUUCUGGACUUUGAAAAUGGAACUGAGAUACUGGAACAUUAG
Molecule: messenger RNA, 1179 nt
Organism: Solanum tuberosum (potato)
Lineage: Eukaryota; Viridiplantae; Streptophyta; Magnoliopsida; Solanales; Solanaceae
Exons: 7
Coding region: 1-1179 (392 amino acids)
Biological process (GO): DNA integration
Molecular function (GO): nucleic acid binding
Source: RefSeq, a predicted model, not a curated record